This is a messenger RNA of Williopsis jadinii, 867 nucleotides long. Its product is annotated as SDR family oxidoreductase. Gene Ontology annotation, molecular function: oxidoreductase activity, acting on NAD(P)H, oxygen as acceptor. The coding region runs from base 1 to 867 and encodes 288 amino acids. The record is from RefSeq and is a predicted model, not a curated record. NCBI's taxonomy places the organism in Eukaryota, Fungi, Ascomycota, Saccharomycetes, Phaffomycetales, Wickerhamomycetaceae. The transcript has a single exon. Gene Ontology annotation, cellular component: intracellular anatomical structure.
AUGACAAACGACUCGGUUUUCAGAUCAUACAUCUCUGACGACUUCAAACAAGCCCUCCCUUGGCCAGCUCCAAAGCUUGCAAAAUCCAUCUGGGACAACUUCUCACUGAAAGGGAAGGUUGCUGUCGUCACUGGUGGUGCCCGUGGAAUUGGGUUUGCCGUUGCUGAGUGCUAUGCUCAAGCCGGUGCCGAAGUUGCGAUCAUUGAUUAUCAAAUAGAGCUGGCCACUGAGAGUGCAAAGAGACUGAGUGCAGAGAAUGGCGUGAAAUCCGCAGCCUAUUUUGUCGAUGUUAGCUCCAAUGAGGCUGUGGAGGAGUGUGUGAAUCUGAUUGAGAAGGAUUUUGGUACCAUUGACGUCUUUGUUGCAAAUGCGGGAAUCAUCUGGGUCGAUGGCGCUAUUCUGAACGAGGAGAAGAAUGCGGAUGGUCCAGACAAGUGGAGACGUUUGAUGGAUGUUGAUCUGAAUGCGGUUUACUACUGUGCGAAGGCUGUUGGUCGCAUCUUUAAGGAGAAGCAGCGUGGCUCCUUCAUCAUCACAGCAUCAAUGUCUGGUCAUAUCGUCAAUGUUCCAAACUAUCAAACAGCUUAUAACGUUGCCAAAGCAGGAUGCAUCCACAUGGGAAAGUCAUUAGCUGUUGAGUGGGCCGGCUUUGCCCGUGUCAACACUGUUUCCCCAGGCUAUAUCGAUUCUGGCCUAUCAGAUGUCUUGCCAACCGAGGUUAGAGCCAAGUGGUGGAGUUUGAUCCCAAUGGGAAGAGAAGGUUUACCGCAGGAGCUUGUUGGAGCCUACCUGUACCUGGCCUCAGAUGCAUCCACUUACACCACAGGCUCCGACAUCAGGGUUGACGGUGGCUACUGCUCUGUUUAG